Molecule: messenger RNA, 2602 nt
Organism: Erpetoichthys calabaricus (reedfish)
Lineage: Eukaryota; Metazoa; Chordata; Cladistia; Polypteriformes; Polypteridae
Product: extracellular calcium-sensing receptor-like
Exons: 6
Coding region: 17-2584 (855 amino acids)
Biological process (GO): G protein-coupled receptor signaling pathway
Cellular component (GO): membrane
Molecular function (GO): G protein-coupled receptor activity
Source: RefSeq, a predicted model, not a curated record
AGUCUGCUAAAUAAAUAUGUUCACAUUUCUUUUGAUAGUGUCUCUGACAACAGUCAGAGCAGAGCUAGUAUGCAGACUUUGGCGAAGAAGUGAAUUGCCAAUGUUUUCAAAAGAUGGGGAUAUUACUAUUGGAGGGAUAUUUGCUUUCCAUGAUAACCCCAUUGAUGUCAAUCAUCCAUUUAAAUCAUUGCCUGAAGAAACAAAAUGCAAAAUUUUGAAUUUUAGAGAACUUCAGAAUGCUCAAACUAUGAUUUUUGCAAUUGAAGAAAUAAAUAACAGGACAGAUAUCCUCCCUGGAGUAACUUUGGGCUUUAAGAUUUAUGAUUCUUGCAGGGAUGUCAGGUUGGCUAUUAAAUCUGCAAUGGCUUUAGUAAGUGGGCCAGAUGGUAGACUUAUCAAUGAUGAUUCUUGUAUCAAGCCACUUACUGUUCCGGCAAUUAUUGGACAAUCAAGCUCAUCGCCAUUAAUUGGAAUUGCAACAUCCCUUGGACCUUUUAAUCUGCCAGUGAUCAGUCAUGGUGCUAGUUGUGCAUGCCUCAGCAAUAAGAAACUGUUUCCAACUUUCUUUAGAACAAUCCCUAGUGAUUACUAUCAAAGCAGAGUCCUGGUGCAGCUCGUGAAGCACUUUGGUUGGACUUGGGUUGGUGCCAUAAGAAGUGACAAUGACUAUGGAAACUAUGGAAUGUCCACAUUUGAGGAAAUUGCACAGCAAGAGGGCGUUUGUAUUGAAUAUUCAGAAGCCAUUUACAAAAGUUACCCAAGAGAAAGGUAUCUUAAAGUUGUAGACAUAAUAAAAAAAUCCACCUCCAAAGUUAUUAUUGCAUUUGUGUCAUUUAAUGACUUGGAAAUUCUGCUAAGAGAAAUGUUUCUACAAAACGUAACAGGAUUUCAAUGGAUUGGCACAGAUUCCUGGAUUUCGGCUAAAAAUCCAAGUAUUCUUGAAUAUUAUAAGAUAAUGAGUGGAGCAAUUGGAACAACAGUAAGCAAUGCCUUCAUACCUGGUCUCAAGAAUUUUUUGCUGAAUGUCCGUCCAUCUGACACCCCCGCCAACACUGGUAUGACAGAGUACUGGGAAUUUCUGUUUAGUUGUUCUACAACUAAACAGAACCAGACAACACGUUUGCCUCCAUGCACAGGAUCUGAGAAUUUAAGCGGACUGGAUAAUCAGUAUACUGACCUCUCAAACAUAGGCAAGGCAAAUAAUGUAUAUAAAGCCACAUAUGCUGUUGCAUAUUCACUUCACAAUCUACUGGCAUGUAACACAAAAGAUCUGAAUAAGACAUGCUCCAAAAACUUUAAAAUUGAACCACUACAGCUUCUUCAGUACCUGAAGACUGUAAAUUUCACCACCGGCAACGGAGAAAACUUCUAUUUUGAUGAAAACGGAGAUCCUGCUGCUAGAGUCAAAACAUAUGACUUAAUUAACUGGCAACUUAGUAAAGAUGGCAUGGUGGAAUUUGUAACAUUUGGAGCAUAUUAUGCAUUCUUAUCAGAAGGACAACAAUUUGUGAUCAAUUAUGAUAGCAUUGUUUGGACUGGAGCAGACAACAAAGUGCCCAAGUCUGUAUGUAGCGACAGUUGUCACCCUGGCACUCGAAAAGCUGCUCAAAAAGGAAGACCUAUAUGUUGCUAUGACUGCAUACCUUGUGCCGAAGGAGAAAUUAGCAACACCACAGAUUCACCAAACUGUCUGAUGUGUUAUGAAGAAUACAAAUCAAAUAAACAAAAAGAUCAAUGCAUCCUCAAAGACAUUGAAUUUUUAUCAUUUGAAGAGAAAAUGGGCAUACUGAUGGUCACAUUGUCAGUUCUAGGAGCUUCUCUCACAAUGUCCGUUGCUUUGAUUUUCUACAUGAACAGAGACACACCUAUUGUUAAAGCUAAUAAUUCUGAGCUAAGCUUUCUUCUUCUCUUUUCAUUAACACUGUGCUUCCUGUGUUCCCUUACAUUCAUUGGUGAGCCAUCCUACUGGUCCUGCAUGCUACGACACACUAUUUUUGGAAUUACUUUUGUUUUGUGCAUUUCAUGUGUUCUUGGGAAAACUAUUGUUGUGUUAAUGGCUUUUAGGGCCACACUGCCUGGAAAUGAUAUAAUGAAAUGGUUUGGGCCAAUACAACAAAGAUUGAGUGUUUGCACUUUUACUCUUGUGCAGGUACUUAUAUGCCUACUAUGGUUAUUAAUUUCACCACCUUUUCCAAACAGAAACCUAAAACACUUCACAGAAAUAAUAAUCAUUGAGUGUGCACUUGGAUCACAAACAGCAUUUUCUGCAGUUUUAGGCUAUAUAGGUUUUCUUGCUUUAUUAUGCUUUAUCCUUGCAUUUCUAGCUCGUAAACUUCCAGACAAUUUCAAUGAAGCGAAAUACAUCACAUUUAGCAUGUUAAUAUUCUGUGCGGUUUGGGUUACUUUUAUUCCAGCUUACAUUAGUUCACCUGGCAAGUACACUGUAGCCGUAGAAAUAUUUGCAAUUUUGGCAUCCAGCUUUGGUUUACUUUUUUGCAUUUUCAUUCCAAAAUGUUAUAUUAUAAUUUUAAAACCAGAGCAAAACACCAAGAAACAUAUCAUGGGUAAAAUACCUUCAAAAUGAAUGACUAACAAUAUGUCC